GUGACGUCAUUCCAAUCCGCACAGCAGCAGGAAUGAACCAUUAUGCGCAGCACACGGAGGGUGCAAGAAAUCCUAGACCGGGCCAAGGAGUUUUCCAGAAUCCCACCGGAGGAAUUCACAGAGCUGGAAUCGGGAUUGGAAGGGAUUGAAGGAGAGAGGGAAGGAGAGAGAGGAGGAGGUGGGGGAGAGGUGAAGACCCAGCCCCUUGAUAGCUACGCCCCUUCCCGGGGCAAAGACCUAGACUCGGGGCAACACCUGGAACCCAGGGGGGCAGCAAUGGAGGCCAGCGAACUCACUGAGCUGAACAGAGAGCCUGGGAAAUCCGAACCCAGCAAGCAGGAGGAGCGAGAGGCAGGGAAGGACGAGGGAAUGGACAGUGAGGCUGACCAGCCCUCCGACAUCGACCACAGAGAGAGGGACAGGCUGGGACAAGACCACAGAGAACAGGAAAUCCCUGCCAAGGACCAGGCUGUCGAUCUAGAAAAACACAACAUGCCGGACUGUGAUCUAGAACCCGAUCCGGAACACCCCGGAUCUCCAGAUGAUCUGGAACAGAGAUCCCGAGCCUCCAGAUCGCCAAGAACGGAACCCGGAGCUGUGGGGUUGGGAGGGGGAGGGGGGGGAGAUGCCUUCUCGAACCGGUUGAGAAAGAGUCCGGCAGGCCUCAGCGUCCUGGAAAGCUCUAGAGCCAGCCGCUCCGGAGCGAGGGAGAGAAACGCCAGGCCGCUGUUCGAGCGCUCGAGCGAGAACACUUUCCGAGAGCUGGAGGAGGCGAUCAGAGGGAGCAGCAGGGGUCUGGAACGUUCCGGGGAAGAGUCGAGAACAGUCGAGAACGGAACCAGAACAACUGUGCUUGAGAACUGUGGUACCUGGGACCCCAGCAGCUGCGACGGUUCCCCUGAAAUAGAGUCCCUCUCCCCCCAUGACCAGCCUGACCCCAGCCCUCUCAGCUCCUCCACGGGACACAACAUCCGAAACCGGCGCCUUGUGGGCUCCGCCGGGGGGGGCGGAGGGGGCCCGGUGACAGGGGGGGCAGGGUCUGGGGCUGGGGGGCGCAGUAACCACACGCCAGCCAACAGGGGGCAGUCAUUAACCUAUAACAACCACCACCAGUAUCGGCCACACAGCUCUCAGUCCUACAGGAGCUGGGGGGAGCAGAGGAAGGAACGGAACACAGGCCGCCGCUGGGCUGGGGGGAACAGCAAUGGGGGGGUGGGGGGCAGGUUUUGGGAAAAUAGCAACGGCUACGGAAGCUACAGCUACAGCCAUCGGAAAUCCUGGAGCUGUUUGGUGGGAUCGAGUGAAGGUUUGCAGGAGAAUUCUCAGAAGAGCCAGGGAGCCGUGUGCGGUGGUUCAACUGGGGAGCAAUCCCAGCUGUCUUACUCCCCGCCUUCGUCAUCGUCUUCGUCGUCUUCGUUGUCUUGCACAGAGACGGACAGAGAGAGGGGGAGGGAGAGAGACACGGACAGGGAGAGAUGGGAGAGAGAGAGGGGGCGGUCUGUCGCCGCGGCCCCUCUUUCGCAGGACUCCUCUCUCGGUGCCUCCUGGACCCUGUUCAAGCCCCCACCUGCCUUCCCUGUGGACAACAGCAGCGCCAAAACGGUGCCUAAAAUCAGCUACGCCUCCAAGGUCAAGGGGUCAAACUGCUCCCCAGCUCCGAACUCCCAGCCCCAAAUGCUGGGGGCCAUAUUCCAGAACGAGUGGGGGCUGUCUUUCAUCAGCGAGCCUGGGAGUGCAGUCGUGGCUGAGGGAGGGGGGGCAGUGCUGAUAGAAGGGGCUCCCCAGCCCCACACUCCCCCCAGCUUCGGCAAUGGAGUCACCCCGGACCCCCCCGCCCCUGAGGAGGCUGGUGGACUGGCCCCUCCCACCCCUUCCUUUCCCAUUGGCUGUCUGCUCAAGGAGGAGGAGCCUGAGACUGAACUGGCCUCUUCAGAUGUGAUGUCUGAGAAGCAAUGUCGCCACCUGCUGGAUGCCUUGCGCUAUCACACUCGAGAAUGGGACCAGCUCUUGAACAGACACAAAAGAGAUCCCACCAUGGUAGUCUGGUAUGAAGAUUCUUUGGAGAGACCAGCUUAACAGACGACAUGCGGACUUAACCCCUUACUCCAUGGAAAGAAUUUUAACUUGUCGUGUUUUUUUUUUUUUUUUGUCUCUCCCAACCCAAAUCAGAAUUUAUUAAAAGAACCAACUAAAUUAUAAAGAA
This is a messenger RNA of Acipenser ruthenus (sterlet), 2203 nucleotides long. RefSeq lists its product as uncharacterized. Gene Ontology annotation, cellular component: nucleoplasm; cytoplasmic stress granule. The transcript has 5 exons. Gene Ontology annotation, molecular function: RNA binding. The record is from RefSeq and is a predicted model, not a curated record. NCBI's taxonomy places the organism in Eukaryota, Metazoa, Chordata, Actinopteri, Acipenseriformes, Acipenseridae. The coding region runs from base 43 to 2076 and encodes 677 amino acids.